This is a messenger RNA of Phaedon cochleariae (mustard beetle), 909 nucleotides long. The record is from the annotation of a GenBank genome assembly. Lineage: Eukaryota; Metazoa; Arthropoda; Insecta; Coleoptera; Chrysomelidae.
AUGGAAUUUUUGACUGGUGGGGUAGCUGCAAUGGGGGCAGUGUGUUUCACGAACCCCCUUGAAGUUGUCAAAACUCGUAUGCAGUUACAGGGAGAGUUGAAAGCCAGAGGGGAGCACGCAAUUCACUACAGAAACGUAUUCCAUGCCGGUUUUUCGAUAGUCAAAAAUGAGGGAACAUUCGCCCUUCAAAAAGGGCUUGCACCUGCCUUGGGAACACAACUUUUUCUGAACGGAGCUCGAUUAGGCAUAUUUCAGAUGGCAGAAAACAGGGGUUACAUUAAAACCAAAGAGGGAAAAGUUAUUUUCCGAAACAUGGUAAUAUUUGGAGCAGUUGGAGGAUGCAUAGGACAAUUUUUGUCGAGUCCCUUGUACAUGAUGAAAACUCAGUUACAGGCGCAAGCUGCAAAGGCUGUAGCUGUUGGGUUCCAACAUUCUCAUCAAGGAACAUGGAAUGCUUUCAGGAAAAUUUUUAAUGAAUAUGGGAUAAGAGGGCUUUAUAGAGGCGCUUCAGCUUCAGUCCCUAGAACAACUGUUGGAUCAGUCUUUCAACUAGGUUCUUUCGAAUAUAUGAAGCAGUACUUGCAAACUUACGACUACUUUGAAGAUAAACCAGUCCUUAUGUCUUUCUUAGGCAGCAUGGCUGGAGGUGUUGCUGUCUCUGUGUCUAUGACACCGUUCGAUCUCAUCCUCACUAGAACCUACAAUCAACCUACUGACAAAUAUGGAAAGGGAAAAUACUAUGCCAAUUACCUUGAUUGUGUGUACAAGAUAUACAAAACUGAAGGGCUAUCAGCUUUCUAUAAAGGACUGGGACCUAUGUAUUUGAGAUUGGGUCCACACACUGUACUCUGCAUGGUAUUUUGGGAUAAGUUGAAGUCAUUCCAAAGUAGGUUUGAUUCAACAGUUUGA